Molecule: messenger RNA, 1326 nt
Organism: Prionailurus viverrinus (fishing cat)
Lineage: Eukaryota; Metazoa; Chordata; Mammalia; Carnivora; Felidae
Gene: TRAPPC6B
Product: trafficking protein particle complex subunit 6B
Exons: 6
Coding region: 338-814 (158 amino acids)
Biological process (GO): regulation of GTPase activity; endoplasmic reticulum to Golgi vesicle-mediated transport
Cellular component (GO): cis-Golgi network; trans-Golgi network; TRAPP complex
Source: RefSeq, a predicted model, not a curated record
GAAUGCCGGGGUAGAGGGGACCGGAAGUUGGUUUUCGCCCCCCGCCCAGGGGCCGGAUAGGGUCUCCGCUGACUCCGUUUGGUUCCGGCUGCUGUCAGAUUUCAUCGUUGGGCCUGAGGGCUUGUUGGCCCUGGGGUGGGCUCGCCCCGGUACCGGCCUCACUCUUGUAGUAGCCUUGGGGAAACGGAGCGAAUUCCUGGUCUCCUAGCAACCAGGGACCGGCUGUGGACUGAAGGAGCUGCGGCGCCACAGUGCAAAUCGCUCAGGCGCUAGCCGGAACCCUUGAGCCCGGCCGAAACGGGAGCCUAAACUCUGCGCUUGGAAGAAUAAGCAGGAAAUGGCGGACGAGGCGUUGUUUUUGCUUCUACAUAACGAGAUGGUUUCUGGAGUGUACAAGUCCGCGGAGCAGGGGGAGGUGGAAAAUGGACGCUGUAUUACUAAGCUGGAAAACAUGGGGUUUCGAGUGGGACAAGGAUUGAUAGAAAGGUUCACAAAAGAUACUGCCAGGUUCAAGGAUGAAUUAGAUAUCAUGAAGUUCAUUUGUAAAGAUUUUUGGACUACAGUUUUCAAGAAACAAAUCGACAAUCUAAGGACAAAUCAUCAGGGCAUCUAUGUACUUCAGGACAACAAAUUUCGUCUGCUUACUCAGAUGUCUGCGGGAAAACAGUAUUUAGAACAUGCAUCUAAGUAUUUGGCAUUUACCUGUGGCUUAAUCAGAGGUGGCUUAUCAAACUUGGGGAUAAAAAGUAUUGUAACGGCUGAAGUGUCUUCAAUGCCUGCCUGUAAAUUUCAGGUGAUGAUACAGAAGCUCUAAAACAUACUGAAAUGCAAGGCAAGGCUUCAACAGUGUAAAGAGAUAAAUUAUUCGUGUAUAAAGUAUUUCAAGUAGUUGGACAUUUGUAUUGAUAUAAGCCAUUUGCUAAUUUAUGUAAUGAAAGAUGCACUCUUAACCAGGAGCAGGAUUGUAUUUUAUUAAUUUAACACAGACCAAGUUAAAGCAGAUAAAGACACACUCUACCAUAACAUAGAUUUUACUAAAACUAUUCAGAAUGAAAACCUGAUUUCAAACAACUAAACCCCAAGAUUUAGAACCCUUAUUUUAAACAUUCAUAUUUGCUCAGACUGGUAUGUAUUUAACCACAGAUAGAAAAGCAAAACUCAGGGUUUGAUAAAUUAGCAUUAAGAAAAGCAUGCAUCAGGGGUGCUUGGUUGGCUCAGUUGGUUAAGUGUCUGACUUUGGCUCAGGUCAUGAUCUCGUGGUUCAUGAGUUUAAGCCCUGCGUUGGGCUCUGUGCUCACAGCUCGGAGCCUGGAGCCUGCUUCAGCU